UUAAAUUCGUAUAGCUUCAGAUGUUUUCGUGCGGACGACAUUUCACUUUCUUUUCAAUACCGAGCCAAAUUAUCAAGUGAAAAAUUGUGACGGCGGAUGAUGGAUCCUAAUAUUUAUGAAAGCAGAUCCGAUGGCAGAGGUGUUUUUGAAGAAACGGAUAAGAAGACGGAACAGAAGAAGGAGGCAGACGCUGAGCAAGCGCGUUUGGAUCGGUGCAGACGAAGGGCCGAAAGAAAAGCUAUAUGUCGUUGUGGCCAGGAAUCCAGAACUGGAGCUAGAUCUAGAUCUAGAAGGAGGAGACGAAGAAUUAUCUCACAGAAUCCCUUUAUCAUCUUUUAUCUUGAGAUGUACUAUAAAAUGCCCAACAAACAUGUGACAGAAGUCGCCCGUCAGGCUGGCAAGGAAUGGUGCGCUUUGCCUCAGGAAGAGAGGAUAAAGUACAUACGUUUGGCAGAAAGAGAAAAGAAAAGACGACGGAGGUCUGGGAGGGGACGGAGGAGGAUAAGAAGAAGACGCAGACGUCGUGAUCUAGAUAGCGAUUAAACAUCCUAAAAGAAAAUCCGCCAGUAACACAAAAGAAGCAAAACAGAUAUAAUAUGAAAAAUAUGAGAAACUAGAAAAUAAGCUAUGACCGGUAAAAUAACAUAUUGAAAAUUUCCGCUCGUCGAAAUGCGUUUAUAACCUUUAAAUGUUUAUUUUAUUUCAAA
Molecule: messenger RNA, 707 nt
Organism: Mycetomoellerius zeteki
Lineage: Eukaryota; Metazoa; Arthropoda; Insecta; Hymenoptera; Formicidae
Product: protamine
Exons: 2
Coding region: 97-543 (148 amino acids)
Source: RefSeq, a predicted model, not a curated record